UAUUAUCAUGAACUGCAAUCGCACUGAAAGAACAAAAGUUGUAGCUGACAAGACGCAAAAUAUUGAUACUAACCGCGACCUGGUGGGCGAAAAUUGGGCAAACGGUCGCCCCAUUCCCACAACCGUGGUGUUGCGUCCGGACCCCAAGCCUACCCUUCUUCUCAUGUUGAUCCCCCUCCGCCUUCUCGAAGUAAUUGGAGCCAUUGCGGUUGAACUGAGCCUGCAACCGCGUCAUGCACCUGUUUGACAAUGGCCACCAUGAAAGGCCCGGGCGGGUGAUAGAUGUCAGCGCAUUCCCACAACCGCAGCCACGGCGAAAUAAAAGGCCGCCCCUCCCAUUACUUGCUAACCCAAUACCUAUCAUAACAACUUUUAAGAGCACGCCAAUCUACUGUGCAAGCAAGUUAUUAGCGCCGAGCAAACCGUAUGGAGUCCGGUUGGCAACGCGAAACAGCCCCGCGAGCAGGGCUGCAGCGCGGUAACUUAUUGGGCCAGCCAGCCCAAUGUCCAAGGGGCUCGGGUCGACCGUUGGCCCGCUCCGCCGCCACAGGGGGGCGCCGCGCCGGCCUCGUCGUCCUUCGAAGGGUCUCUGAUGCUCGUUGGGGUGCCAAGCGUAUCAACAUCAACCUCCCAGCCCCUGAGAACCGCACCGUGCAAGUGGGCAUCGUGCGAGACCUGAUGGAUCCCCAUGCAUCAAUUUACUUCGUCCUUGGCCAGCUGCUGGACGCAGUGCCCCGUCUGCGCUCGUUGCUGGCAUCUGCAGACCUGGAGAAGCCAGCCACCAAGUCUGAGCGCGACCGGCAUAUCCUGAUUCGCGAGAUGAAGGUGACUGGUGCCCUGGCGAAUGAUGCGCCGUCAACCACCAAGAUCGUGUCCUUCGUGUCGGUAGCGACAGCCCUGCACAACUGCCCGGGCAUGUUCGACAUCGCCAACACCCUCUUCGACCUGGGCAUCAGCUCUCACUCCAUUACCGAGAGUAUGAUUGGCUCUCCCUGGUUCGAGGAGCCGCCCACUGACCCAGACCGCUCUGCCCGGGGGCAGGUGGCGGCGUCCCGGCGAUGGGACACGGCCGCUGCGGCUGGCGGUGCCAGUGGCAGCGAGGCCCUGCCUUCGGGUCGCUCCUUGGGCCUGGGGCUUGGCGGCCGGGGUGGUUCCAGGCUGCGUGGCAUGCAGCUCGCGGGUAGCAGCAAUGCUGGUGGCAACAGAAGCAGUGCUGGCGCCGGCGGGGGUGGCAGUAGCUGGUCAGGCCAACCGGGCGGUGGCGGCGCCGCGGCUGGCCCUUGGGGCCUGGGCCGCGGCCUGCUGGGUAGCAGCAGUCACGGCUCCCUGCCGCGUGCUGCAGCUGCAAGCCCCCUGGCUGGCGGAAGCAAGCUGCAGAGCGGCAGGCCUUGGGCGUUGGUGGCUGCUGAUGGUGGCCGCAGCAGUGCUGGCGGGCGUGUCACUCCUGACACCACCCCUGGUGGCAGGGGUGGCGCCGUGUCCGGCAGUGGGACGCUGGCGCUCCGCUCACGUCCACCGCCUCGCACCACUGCAGCUGCACGGGCUGCUGCGAGUGAAGGAGCGAUGAUGAUCUACCCUGAGCCUUUCCACUUUCCCCUGGAGCUCAACCUCCGCAUCCCUCGCUCCAAGUCACCUGGGCUACUGAGCACCAGCCUCAGCGCCAGCAGCGCCAGCCGUGUGCAACUGGAGUUCAAGGAGUACCGCAGCUGGAACACCAACCACAACGCUGUCGGCAGGAAUGCUGCCUACCGUGCGGUCAAGGAGUCCACGCACCUUGGGCUGCAGAAGACUGCAUCUGCCUUCCUUGGGCACGCCCUCCACAACUGCCGUGUGCCGCCAACCCAGCUCACCUUCAAGCUGGCGACCAACCCGAGCAUCGUGCACAGCUAUGUGUCACACGAGGUCGCGCACAAGAGCCCCACAAGCGCGCUGCAGCAGAUCUCCAACCUCAAGCGCAUCGUGGGCUACCUCAAGGACACAUGCCCGUACGCACGGGUGGACAGCAACAAGAUGGCCAAGCUGGACCACAUGGAGGAGUGGCUUUCGAGCGCCUACACCACCUCCAAGCGCACCCAGCCCCUCGCCCGCGCUGCAGCCCCCGGCGCCAUCGACCCAGAUGACCCCAGCUACCCGGCGGCGCCCACGGCUGAGGCCAUCUCCCAGUUCACCGAGCAGCUGCUGGACCAGCUGUGCAACGAGAUUGAGGCGGACGGUGGUGAGCUGUCGGACAGCAGCUGCAGGCUGUGCCUGGCCGCGGUGGUGUGGCUGCUGCUGAGCGGUGACAUCAUCCCCACGAUGCGGCCGGUUGCCGUGCGGCUGCUGUCGAUUCCUGGGUGCUGAGCGACGGCAUUGUCAAGCUGGAGUG
This is a messenger RNA of Chlamydomonas reinhardtii, 2365 nucleotides long. RefSeq lists its product as uncharacterized. The transcript has 6 exons. The coding region runs from base 679 to 2340 and encodes 553 amino acids. The record is from RefSeq and is a predicted model, not a curated record. Lineage: Eukaryota; Viridiplantae; Chlorophyta; Chlorophyceae; Chlamydomonadales; Chlamydomonadaceae.